AUGUCUUCAUUACAAGAAAAGAGACCAGCCGACCCUGUGGUUGAGGAACCUACAGAAGUUAAGAAACAACAUGUGGAAUAUCCUAAAGGUGUAGCUGUUCUUAAGGCAGAAUAUAUUAUCCAGACCCCAGUCAAUGAUAAUAGAUCUAAUGAAUAUGAUGAUGAUGAAGCUGAAGGUGGUGAAAGAUCUAAAGGUGAUGGAAACAAUAACAAUAAUGGAGGUGGUAAGAAAAGACGUGGUCAAAACAAAAACCGUGAUUUAAGACAAAAGAAAGAAGAAAUCAGAUUAUGUUCUACUUUAUUAGAUCCUGAUAAUAUUAAAGAAUGUAAUUUUGGAGCUGAAAAAUGUCGUAAUUCUCAUAAUGUUGAAGAAUAUCUUGCAAGUAAACCAGCUGAUAUUGAUGGGGUAUGUCCUGUUUAUCAAGCUAUUGGAUAUUGUCCAACUGGGUUGAAAUGUAGAUGGUUGAAAUCUCAUUAUGUUGAAGGUAAAUUAUUAAGAAAAGAGGCCCAAGAUAUUAAACAAGAUGAAGAAGUUAAUAAGAUAUCUCAUGCUUCUAAGGAUUUAUUAAGAAAGAAGAAAUAUGAUUUCAAAAUUGCCAAUCAAGUCAUUCCAUAUAUUGAUUCCCAAAUUCAAAAUGAAGAAAAUUUAGAAAAACGUAAAGAUAAUGAAGCAUCAUUUGUUGAAGCUCCAUUUAAAGUAUCAGAAAAGAAGAAAUUAUAUUUGAAAGAUGCCAAGAUUGUUUCCCCAUUAACUACAGUUGGAAAUUUACCAUAUCGUAGAUUAAUGAAAACAUUAGGAGCUGAUAUCACCUAUUCAGAAAUGGCAUUAACCAUUCCUAUGUUACAAGCCACUGCAGCUGAAUGGGCUUUACCAAAAGCUCAUAAAUCGGAAUAUCCCGGAUUUGGUGUUCAAAUCGCUACUUCAAAACAUUAUCAAGCUGCCAAGGUUACAGAAGCGAUAUACAGAGAAACUACCAGUGUAUCUGAAAUCAAUUUAAAUUGUGGUUGUCCAAUUGAUUUGUUAUAUAGACAAGGUCAAGGAUCUGCAUUAAUGGAUCAACCUGCUAAAUUAAUCAGAAUUUUAAAAUCAAUGAAUUAUAGUUCUGGUGAUAUUCCAAUAACAGUUAAAAUGAGAACUGGUACUAAAGAUAAUAAAAACACUGCUAUCUCAUUAGUUGACCGCAUAAUGAAAGAAAAUGAUGUGGCUGCUAUUACCUUACAUGGUAGAUCAAGACAACAACGUUAUACUAGAGAAGCUGAUUGGUCAUAUGUAGGAGAUGUGGCUAAGACUGUUAAAGAAUGGAAUGAAAAGAAACUUGAUGAUAAAGAAAAAUCAGAUACUCAACCUACCUGGUUUAUUGGUAAUGGUGAUAUUUAUACACACGAAGAUUGGUAUAAUGCCAUGGCUAUAGAUGGAGUUGAUUCCGUGAUGGUUGCUAGAGGUGCAUUAAUCAAACCCUGGAUCUUUGAAGAAAUUGAAGCUCAACAAUAUCUUGAUAAAUCAGCUUCUGAAAGAUUAGAUAUGUUAAAGACCUUUAGUAAUUUUGCUAUUGAACAUUGGGGAUCUGAUGAAUAUGGAGUAGGAUUAGCCAGAAGAUUCAUGUGUGAAUUCUUAAGUUUUACACAUAGAUAUAUUCCUAUUGGUAUUUUAGAAAGAUUACCUCCAAAGAUCAAUCAAAGACCACCAUUAUGGAGAGGUAGAAAUGAAAUGGAAACUUUAUUAGGUUCAACUGAUUAUAAAGAUUGGAUUAAAAUUACUGAAAUGUUCUUAGGUAAAACCAGUCCUGAAUUUCAAUUCACUCCAAAGCAUAAGAGUAAUUCUUACGAAAAAUCAUAG
This is a messenger RNA of Scheffersomyces coipomensis, 1836 nucleotides long. Its product is annotated as tRNA dihydrouridine synthase. Gene Ontology annotation, biological process: tRNA processing. The record is from RefSeq and is a predicted model, not a curated record. Gene Ontology annotation, molecular function: RNA binding; metal ion binding; tRNA dihydrouridine synthase activity. The coding region runs from base 1 to 1836 and encodes 611 amino acids. NCBI's taxonomy places the organism in Eukaryota, Fungi, Ascomycota, Pichiomycetes, Serinales, Debaryomycetaceae. The transcript has a single exon.